Molecule: messenger RNA, 7884 nt
Organism: Trichechus manatus latirostris (Florida manatee)
Lineage: Eukaryota; Metazoa; Chordata; Mammalia; Sirenia; Trichechidae
Gene: C2CD3
Product: C2 domain containing 3 centriole elongation regulator
Exons: 33
Coding region: 227-7282 (2351 amino acids)
Biological process (GO): cilium assembly; centriole elongation
Cellular component (GO): centriole; centriolar satellite
Source: RefSeq, a predicted model, not a curated record
AAAGCAUCCUGGGUGUUGUAGUCUGUUGCCGGGAAGGAGUCUUGGCGCUUUCCUUCCUCACGGCUUCCCAGAAACUGUUAAAGGAGGAGUCGCCUCUUCCUUCCUCCCAGGUUGCCCAGCGGCGCCGGUUGCCGGGGAACGCUGGUGCCGUGAGCAGGGAUGGCGGGAGGAUAGGACAUGGUGCGGGGUCCGGAGCUAAGUUGGUGAAAAAGAGCUCGGGCUCGUCAUGAAACAACGAAAAGGCCAGGGACCUGGGGGCGGCCGUGGCCGCAAAAAGAGAGGUUUGAGUGACAUUUCUCCAUCAACAAGUCUACCACCUCUGGUUGAAGGCCAGCUACGCUGCUUUCUGAAACUUACUAUUAAUAAAAUCAUAUGGAAGAUUGCAAAGCCUCCCACUUGUGUACUUGUCCGAGUAAGAUGGUGGGGAGAAACAUCAGAUGGAACCCUCUUUUGUCCUCGGGAUGCUUUGCAGCCUGAGCCAAAAGCUGUGAGAACAACCACACGUUAUGCUAUUCGCUGUGGUCCGAAGCAGUUUACCUCUUAUCUAACAGAUAUGGCUGUGCUGGUGCUGGAUGUAAUCACCAAACUUGAUCAUCUUCCAAUUGGUAGAGUUCAGAUCAGUGGACUAGCCCAGCUUUCUCCAACGCAUCAAAUCAAUGGAUUUUUUACCAUUGUCUCACCAACAUUUAAGAAACUUGGAGAACUCCAGGUCUCGCUUGCCCUGGAGCCUUUGUCAGAAACUUAUGACAGCUAUAGUCCUCUUCCUACCACUGACGUGACAGAAAACGUGCUUUUAUCUGAGCAGGGAUUCAGAGAAAAUAUUGAACCCAGCAAUACCCAGUUUCUGGUUCCAUCCAGGCCUCAUGGGAUUCCUGUCACCAAAAUUGAUGGAAAAGAGUUAGCAACCAACAGUAGUAGGUCAACCACUCCAAGGGGAAAGGACCACUUGUACUUUGCGGAGAACUCUGAUACAAUAAAGGACUCUUUCUUUGAACUACAGCACCAUCUUAAUUCAGGACAAAGUUUAGAGUCUGUAACUCUGAAAGGCAAAGCCCCACAGAAACAGAUGUCUCUUCUCAACAGUUCUGAAUUCCAGCCUCAAACUAGGACAGUUGCCAAGAGUCGCAGUGACUCAUGCGUUCUUUCUUCAAACAACCCUCCUACCAAGGACCUUCUUUCAGCUCUGUUAGAACAAGGCAAUAAACUGCGUAAUGCCAUGGUGGUUUCUGCAAUGAAAUCAAGCCCAGACACUAGCAUGUUGUUGGACGAAGUUCAUCCUCCUAUGAAGGGAGAUUCUCUUAGAGCAUCAACACAAAUCAGAGCCUGGCCUAGGAAUCACUUUAAAGACCACAUUGAAGAUCACCUUCUCCAUCCAACUGAGAAUGCAUUUUGGAAACAUGACCCAAAAGCUGAUACUAGAGCCAUACAGCUGCUGUUAGGCAGUGCUGAAUUAUCCCAAGGUCAUUACUGGAAUGGGCUAGGCUCUCCUCCAGAUUCACCAUCUCCUGGGAGUGACGUUUAUUGCAGCAGUGAGCUGAAUGACCCUCAGUAUGACCAGAGUCUCCUGGAGAACUUAUUUUACGUAGCACCUAAAUCUGAUAGCAGCAUUAGUGAUUGCCCCAGUGAAGAUGGUGAUAUUAUCCCUUCUAAAAAAAUGAACCAGUCAAAAGCUCUUGCCAGAUCUCCUAAGGCUGUGGACUCAAGCAGUCAUAAGCUGAAGAAGGCAGCAGACAAGAAAAAUAGAAAUUUGGUUGAACAGCAGAUGCUCUCAGAAACUCUGGAAGAUGCCCAAAUGAUGACAUUAAGUGUGGACAGACUGGCCCUUCUGGGUAGAACACAUUCAGUCAGGAUUAUCAUUGAAACAAUGGGAGUUCCUCCAGAUAGUCCUCAGAUGAUGCUUGGUAAAAAAAACUUUGCUGGGAAACCACCUAGCCUGACAACUAGCCUAGCAAAAAAACGCACUUUCUUUGUGGAAUAUCACUUUCCUGUGGGCUUUUCCAAAAGUGGAUUGAGAAAGUCAGCUUUGAUCACCGAGGUCAUUCGACUUGCCUCCAGUAAAAUUACAGAUGGAAUGGUAAAGUUCAAGCAGCGAUUUGUGUUUCCAGUACAGUUUGGUGGCCCAAUGAUAGAGCACUGGUGGAGCUCCAACCUCACUUUCCAAAUUUACACAAAGAAAAGUCCACAGAAAAAGCCAGAAGUAAUUGGAUCCGCAUCACUUCCUUUGCGAGCUGUCAUUCAGUCAGAGUUUCUUUCUUUCAGUGACCACCUUCCAGUGCAACAGGAAAGUGGUCAGACCCCAGUUGGCCCCCUCAAGGUGACUGUGGAGCUUGUUAUAGAUAACAAAGAUUUCACUGGUAUUAAUACUAAUCUAGGUAGCAGCAAGCAUACCCCACUUUGUGCUCCUGCAAGUCCAGAGAAGAUACUACCAGAAACUAAACAACAUGUUACUGGGGCCGGAAAUCCACAGUCCCUAAAUCAAAUUCAUGAAGAAACUGCAAAGGAAGAACAGAAUUUUGUCCACCCAAAGUCACCAAGCCCUGUAGUGCCAAAUCCUUCAACCUUCAUGGCUGUGCCAGCCUCCUAUAGUUUAGUAAAUCAGACAAGUGAGUCAGCAAAAGAGAGUGCUUUACUGUUGCAUGUGCUGUUAAUGGUGCCAGAUGGAAAAGAUUUCAUUACUGGAGAAUCUGAGAAACAACUACCAUGCAAUGUUUAUUUAAAUUGUAAACUCUUCAGCACAGAGGAAGUCACCAGAUCUGUGAUCGCGUGGGGCACAACACAACCAGUCUUUAACUUUUCUCAGGUGAUUCCUGUCUCUCUGUCUUCCAAAUACCUGGAAAGGCUUAAGAACAAUGUGAUGAUAAUUGAAACUUGGAACAAGGUGCGGAGCCCAGGACAGGACAAGCUGCUCGGGCUGGUGAAACUCCCCCUUCAUCAAUUUUACAUGUCAUUCAAAGAUCCUAAGAUUUCUCGCCUGCUACUUGAUGCUCAGUACCCAGUUGUUGCAGUGGACAGCUACAUGCCAGUGAUUGAUGUGUUUUCAGGCCACCAAAAUGGGAGCCUUCGAGUCUUUUUAGCUAUGGGUUCUUCAGAUCAGAUAAUGGCACUGCAAAGAUUAAAGAAUGAAGAAGGGACACUUCCUCCCUUCAGUCCUAGGCCAGCCCAUUUCCUGGACCAGCCUUCUAAAGCAUCUGUUGCUAUGGCAGAGGGCCAAGGAAGUGGAUUGAUGGAGCACCACUUUGAGUUCCACGUAGAGAAGGUUAAAGGAUUAACCCCUCUUCAGGCAACAGUCUGGGGAGAAGCAGAUUGUUACGUCCAGUACUACUUUCCAGCUCAAGACUCACAAUCCAGUGUGCUAGAAGGACCUGAGUUCCUUGAAAAUGGAAUCACUCUGAAGCCCUUCAGAUCUGCAACCACCCUCUGUGUUCCAGAUCCCAUCUUUAAUAGCGAGCACCAUCACUCUAUUCUGUUGCCAACUGAAGUUCCAGUGCAAAGGCUCCUACUCAGUGCCUUUUCUGCACAGGGGCUCGUGCCUGGUGGUGGAGUCCAGUUUGAAAUCUGGUGCAGAUACUAUUAUCCUAAUGUGAGAGACCAGAUGGUCGCCAAAGGAACCUUGCCAUUAUCAAGGAUCUGUGCCAUGGUAACCAUGCAGCACCGCGAGGAUGUGGGAAUACAGACCUUUAAUCUCCCUUUAACACCCAGGCUUGAGAACAGGAAAGAAUUGAAGAGCCAAUCAUCAGGUUUACUGGAUGUGGGCCUAAGGUACAGGCGUACUCCAAGGACAGCAGAAGGAGGUCUUGCUGCCCGAACUGUCUCCAUCUCAGUCCAGAUUAUCAGAGCCUGUGGUCUGCAAGCAGCAGCCAAGGCUUUGGCUGAGAAGGAACUUGCUCUCCAGUUUAGUGCCACAUUCGGAGUCAAUGCCUUUGUCACCACUCAUCUCUCCUUCCUACCCAAGGGAGAGCAGCGCCAAACCCACCCAGUGGCCUGUUCCUUCUGCCCUGAGUUCUCCCAUCACGUUGAGUUCUCGUGUAACUUGGUAACUCAGCACUGCAGUGGAGAGGCCUGUUUCCUGGCAGAGCUGUUGGAGUUUGCAGAAGUUACUUUUGCUAUUUAUCAUGAAGAUACCAAGUCAGCCAGUGAUAUAGCCAGUCUUCAGACAUCCAAAGAUUAUCUGCUUGGAGUAGUAAAGGUUCCAAUGAAAGAGCUACUGGUCAAGAGAUCUGGGAUCACAGGUUGGUAUCCUGUCAUUUUUCCGGAAGAUGGGGUCCUGACUCACAGCUUGGAGCUCAUGCAGAAGAUUGUGGGUGGUCUGGAGAUUACAGUUUCCUUUACCCAUCCUGGAGAUAGAGAGCGGGUGCUGGAAGCUGCUGAGCUAUUGGGCUGGAGCUUUGAUAACAGCCUAAAGGAUCUUGUCAAUAUUAAAGAGGAGCCAGCCACCAUCACCAUCUCCACGCCAAGGCUCUGGCUGCCCAUCCACUGCGUGCUGCUUGCUGGCCAGAAGCACAUUCAUAAGAACACUUACUGCUACCUUCGCUAUAAGCUGUAUGAUCACAAAGGCUUUUGGACCCCUCUGAAGAAGCCUAAGGAAUCUGCAGACAAAAACCAGGUCAUGGUUACUUUCAAGGCAUUCAAAAGAGCAGAAGUCAGCAGGGGCCCAUCACUGCUUUGGUACUUCAGGGAAGAGAGGCUGGAGAUCCAAGUGUGGCGGGCUUAUGGCAAUGAUAGUGUGGAGAGGCCUCACCAGACAGACAGCUGGAUUGGCUCAGCCUAUGUGGACCUGACCAGACUUGGGGAGAGGUCAGCAAAGACACUAACUGUCAGUGGUGUGUAUCCUCUGUUUGGACGAAAUGCCUCCAACCUCUCGGGAGCUGCCUUGCGAGUUCAUGUGAUUCUUUCUUCUCUUUCCCCACUCCCUGAGCCCACUGGUGAGCUGGACUCCAUGGACUGCAGCAGCCACAGUGAGGCUGAGCAGCUCCCCAGAAGGGAUGAGAUCCAGCUCUCUCCCCAACAUGGUGACCAGAAGUCUCCUGCCUGCACACAGGUGCCCUGCAGCAGCACCACAGCUAAAGUUUGUUCAGCCCAGGAGGGCCUUGCUGAGUUGAGUGGAACUUUUACAGUCAGUAUCCUGGUAGAAAGAGCAAUGCACUUGAGCCUGAGAGGAAUCCCCUUGACGGAGCAAAAAGUAUCAGUACCCAGUUGUUGUGUAUCCUUUGUGACAGCCGAUGAGCCAUCUCCUAUAUACACCCAAGUGGUUGAAAACACAGAUUCCCCCAUCUGGAAUUUUCAGCAGCAGUCACGGUUAUCAAAAGAGCUUCUUCUGGACCCACAACAGACCCUGGUCUUUAAAGUUUGGCAUAAAGGAGAUGAAGAAAGGGUGAUUGGCUUUGCCUCAGUGGACCUGUCCCCACUUCUGUCUGGCUUCCAGUUUGUCUGUGGCUGGUACAACAUCACAGACUUCAGUGGAGAGUGCCAGGGGCAGAUAAAAGUUGCCAUCUCCCCUUUGGAGAGUUUGAUGCACUUCAAAGAAGAAAGGCAAGCAAGACGUGGGGUGCAGACCCCAGGAUCACUGAUUCCAAAAUACAAUCCCUUUUCCAUCCCUGCCUCUGAUAUGUAUGCUGCAUUCCCCAGCUACAUUGCAAGACAGACCCCAGAACAACUUGCUCACACCUCUUCAAAGGAGCUUGAUUUUUCCUCUCCUGGAAGAGGUGGUACCUCAAGAAGCCAGGCAUCACGUCAUGAAGAACAUGUGCAGAACAUUCGUCGAUUUCAUGAAUCCUUGCACCAGGGAGAUGCAGUCUUGACAAGUGAUGACAAACUGACCACAUCACCCUUGUCCUCCAAUACCUCCCUUCUGACUUCUCUCAGGAGGAAUCUGAGUGAACUAGAUCAGAUCCAGCAGUACUUCAGCCAGAAGCUCACCAAGCCUUUCCUACCCCUCAGCCCUCAGACUCAGACCACUAUCUUGCAGUGCCAGGAGAGCCAUAGGGACCAUACUGGGCAAGGAGCCAGCAGCCUGGACCCUGAGAGCCAGUGCAUUCUGGAGAAAUCGAAUAACCUGGUGUUGCAAGUCAGCUCCUUAAUCACAGAUCUGCAGACUAUCACCAGGAAUUCUCAAGCAUCUCUGAGUUCUCACCGAGCCAGAAGUAGAAGCAAAGAGGUCACCACCCUCCCAGAUGCUCAGGACACAGAGGCCAUACGAGAACGAAGCAGAACUCCAGACCACCCAUUGGCAAGAGCUCCAGAUGGGGGCACAAAUUCCUUACCUCCCCAUACUGUUGAAGAGACUUCAGGUGGGAGGAGAAUGCUCCAUAAGGCUCUGGGACAUACAGCAUCCAAAAAUGAUGCUGAGUCAUUGGUGUUUACAAGGAUGCAGAACAGUGAGGACACUGAGGCAGGCCUGGCCUACAGUGAUGAGGACUAUGAAGAAGACAUCAUUGAACCCAGGACUCUAAAUGAGAUCACCACUGUGACGGACAAAACUAGCCCUUGGUCCAGUUUUGUGUCAGACACAAGUGAGGUCAUCAGUCUUCAGCCUAAUGAGGUACAGAGAGAAAGUCCCUCUUGUCCUUCAGAGCCUUCCCCCAGGGAGGAGCUCCAGGUCAAAAGUAGCUUUCUCUCCAGCCCGGAAAGAGCUGUUAACCCCCACCUGCCUAGACAGGGUUCUCCUAGCCAAAGUCGUGUUCCUUGUGAGGGUGGCACGUCUAAGGCCAGGGCUAAAGAGCCUGCCUCAGCAAACCCUCAGCUUAUCCCACGCUUGACACUCUCAGGAACCCAACAGAGCAACACCUUUGUUGAAUGGAGUUCAUCAAGGACAGGUGAGGAAAUGGAGCCCAAACCAGACCCUCAGACUGAGAAUGAGGCUGCCUCCAGUGAGCUAAGUGACUCUACUGAUAGCUUCGAGAAGCUCUCUGUAUACCUAGCCUCCCAAACCAGAAGAGAAAACCAUAAGGGGCCACCCAUCAACGGCCCUGACAUCAAGCAGAAGCAAGUGACAACUGAAUCUGAGGUGUCCACAAGGCAGAACCUCCUUCUCCCAGAGCCCAUUGUGGUACCCAACUUCUUUUUGCCUCCACAGCAGUUGGAGGCCUCCCUACGGAUGCUCUCGCUCUCUGCAGCUUUGCCGCCACCAACCACAGCAGAUCAGGACAAGAGUGAGACCACCAGUGGAGCCCUGUCCCAAAGGCCCUGUCGCCCCAGACUUAACUUGCUUCCUCCCAAUCUGCCUGAAGAAGAAACUCGAAGGAUUGCACGGAUAUUCUCUUCCCAAUACUCCCAGAAAGAUUAAUAUAACCUUCUGAGAGAUUGAGGGAAGGAGCCACUGCCCACUCUCCCUCAGCCUUGCCCAGCUUGUGGGAGACCCCAGGGCUGUCAUAGCCCUGAAACCACUAUCAGCCUACUCCACGGGCAACUUAAGCCCCAGUCAGCCCAGACUGGAGGAACUUUACAGUCUAGCCCCAUGUUCACCUGCUAGGACUUCCGCCUUUUCCUUCCAUGGCGAGGCAAAGGCUAGAAACAAAACGGAUUCCAGAACUCAAAUGGCCCACUCAUCUGACCAGAGGACCAAAGCAGGCAUCUUUCUGCUGAGAAACUCCUCCUCCCAGUAUCCUUGAUGCAGCCCACCCUCCACCUGAGAUUGAUGAGCCACUUUUGCCUUAAAGGUUGGGGUAAUGGGGCAAGUUUGUAUAUUGUGUGCAUCAUGUGUAGCUGAGGAAAUCCUAGGGCCACCUCCAGUUCAUUGCUUGGGAAUAAGGAUUUUUAUAGAUAUAAAUUGUUUUUAUGCUGUAUUGAAUUAAUCACCUCCUUCAAGUUUUUAUCUGAUUGUCUGAAAUUCUAACCAUGCUUUUAACUUAUUGUUUUAACCCAGCUCUGAGGAUCAUUGUUCCUGCC